GGAAGUCGAACAGGAGUUUAGCAGUAUGGCGUGUCUGGAGAUGCGCAUUCGUAUAAAAAUAUGCUGUAGCUAACAGAAUAAACUCUUCAGUCAAAAGCUAGAAGAUAAUUAGAGCAGAUAUUUGGUUUUAAUGUCACCGUAUGCUUUGUUUGUUUUGGUUUUUUGGACAAAGUAAAAACGAGCAAAGCGCGUGACGGUGCUCGGGUUCAGUGUUAGCUGUAGCAGCUCCGAUGCAUGGUGAGUGUUGGCCAGGCCAUCCCUUUAACUCCUAGUCGUGUGUUUUGUGCAGAGAAGUGAAGUGAUGGAGUCAUCUGAGCAAUGUCCUCCGGACUCCGUCCAUCAGGAGGUGAACCCGGUCUUCCUCCAGCAGCUCAGAGAACUGGAUAUCCCUGAGGAGGCAGCCAGACAGGCACUCCUACACACAAGGAAUGUGUCUGCUGAGGAGGCGGCAAUGUACUACUUCAACAAACUAGAAAAUGAGGAAGAAGGGGAUGAAGAUAUGAUGUUCAAGAUGGUUUUUGUUGUGAAUAUGGAAUUGUCCAUGGGAGUUGGGAAGAUGGCAGCGCAGGUAGGCCAUGCAGCUGUGGCUCUGUACCAGGCCAUGCAGGAGAAGAAUACUUGGAGAGAGAUGGCCUGGAAGUGGGACCGUACUGGAGCUAAGAAGAUUGUGCUACAGGGCACCAACAUGGCGCACCUCUUGGAGUUGCAGGCUCUCGCUAUGAGUCUGAGCCUUCCGACAAAACUGAUACAGGAUGCCGGACUCACACAGGUGGAGCCUGGCUCUAGCACUGUGCUGGCCAUCAUGGGAGAGGAAGAAAUGGUCAAUAAUGUUACAGGAAGCCUGAAACUGCUUUGAGUACUGAAAAAAAGCGACAAUGGAAAUGCAGAUGUGUAAGGUGCCACUGUGUGUCCACAGGGGGGCAGAACAGUCCUACAGCAGCAAGACUGCACGAAAACCACAGCAUAAUCUAUGGCGUUCACAUACUUCUACUGACACAUUCUUUUACACACACACACACACACUUAACAGUAAUGAUAUCUGAAGUAGGAGAAGAGCUGCGCAUGUGGGUGGGUGCCUGGAUGUAUCAGUUCUGUUUCAUUUAACAUUUAAAAUGUAUCUGCAUUCAUUCAGUUAUAUAAGGGUCUUUGAGUCUAUAGAAAAACAUGAAAAUGUGUGAAACCACAUUAUACAUUUAAAUAAUAGAUCAAAUGGGUUUAGGGUUAUGAUGCCAACUUGUGUCCUAUUACAUAAAUAAAUAUAGCCCUUAGAAUAUAUAUUGUUUUGGUGAUUGUUGGACCAAAUGUCAUUGUAAAAGAAUUAAAUGAAAUGUAACACUACAUGUAAAGCAUCCUCUUCAGAUGUAAGCACUCCUGUGGUGAGUUUAUUGAUCUACAAAGAGCCUUCCUUUGUUGAGUUGUGAUGUACAAAUCUACGUUUGUCUCGACUUAUGUAAGUGUGAUGAUGCCCCUUUCUAUCAAGCCUUGUUACAGAACAUGAAAGCAUACUGAUAAAGAAGGGGGGGGGGACGCAAAAUCUUAAAGCCAUAUGUUUAUCGUGGAGUGCCAUUGUUAACAAUUUCUGCUACUUUUUGACUAUUUAUUUUUUAUGCAUCUGCUUGUUGUGUCUACUAUAUAUUGACUGUGGGUUCUAGGACUAAAGUUGGCUAUUUGCAAUAAUAUUGACAUGCUUUCUGUCUGCCUCAAUUAAAAUUUCAUUAUAGUGGUACAAGA
This is a messenger RNA of Neoarius graeffei (lesser salmon catfish), 1731 nucleotides long. Its product is annotated as UBA_like_SF and PTH2 domain-containing protein. NCBI's taxonomy places the organism in Eukaryota, Metazoa, Chordata, Actinopteri, Siluriformes, Ariidae. The record is from RefSeq and is a predicted model, not a curated record. Gene Ontology annotation, cellular component: cytosol; mitochondrion. Bases 302 to 856 code for a protein of 184 amino acids. Gene Ontology annotation, molecular function: peptidyl-tRNA hydrolase activity; protein binding. The transcript has 7 exons.